This is a messenger RNA of Saxophila tyrrhenica, 2700 nucleotides long. RefSeq names its product U3 small nucleolar RNA-associated protein (gene UTP4). Bases 1 to 2700 code for a protein of 899 amino acids. Lineage: Eukaryota; Fungi; Ascomycota; Dothideomycetes; Mycosphaerellales; Extremaceae. The record is from RefSeq and is a predicted model, not a curated record. The transcript is spliced from 2 exons. Gene Ontology annotation, molecular function: RNA binding; protein binding. Gene Ontology annotation, biological process: maturation of SSU-rRNA from tricistronic rRNA transcript (SSU-rRNA, 5.8S rRNA, LSU-rRNA). Gene Ontology annotation, cellular component: 90S preribosome; small-subunit processome; t-UTP complex.
AUGGACGUCCACCGAGCGCGGAACAGCGACAGCGGAUAUACUGGACCAUUGCCGGCACUCAAACUUGCAGUCGGACGAACAAAUGGCAACGUAGAGAUAUGGAACCCCCGGCGUGGACUCUGGGUGCAAGAAGCUGUGUUUCCUGGCAACAACACGAACAUCGAUGGGCUGGCGUGGACACAAGAUCCGGAUGAGAAGGAUGCAGACGGCCAAUAUAUCCCCGGCCAACAGCGCCUUUUUAGCAUCGCUUCCUCGCCGUCGGUGACCGAAUGGGAUCUCGCGACUGGGAAGCCCAAAAGGCAGUCGACUGGCAACUUCAGCGAAGUGUGGUGUCUGGCUGCGCAGCCGAGAUGGAGACCGCAGAAGGAUUCGAGUGAAGAGCCGCAAGGGCAGGAUCUGGUGGCUGGAUGCGGUGAUGGCACAAUCGCAUUGCUCUCGACAGCAGACAAUGACUUGCAGUUCAAGCGCUUCCUGGCGCGCGUGGCGGGCAAGAAGGCACGAUGCAUGUGCAUUACCUACCAGAACCGUGACCGGGUGGUGGCAGGUUUUGCGGACAGCAUGAUUCGAGUCUACGAUACCAGGAAUAGCAACAUGCUCAGAGCGAUGAGUUUGGGGGUCAGUGUGCCGGGCGCGCCGAAGACCGGUCUGGUCUGGCAGGUGCGAUGCCUUCCGAACGGCGACAUUGUGUCUGGAGACUCGAAUGGAGAGGUCAAAUUCUGGGACGGCAAGACAUACUCGAUGACGCAGCGGAUAGCGUGCCACGACUCGGAUUGCCUGGAUUUGGUUGCGAGCAGUCAUGGCAGGACGGUCAUGUCCGGCAGCAUCAACGGCAAGAUCGCGGUACUUCGACAAUCGAACAACGACGGGCGAGCGAGCUGGGGUAAGGUGGGCCACAAACGAACUCACAGUGGAGAGGUCAAAGCUAUGGCUGCUUUUGAUAGCAAAACCUUGAGCAUGAUUGUCUCUGGAGGGAGCGAUGCUAUACCCAUGGUCACACCGUUGCGAGAGUACGGAAAAGAGAAUGUGCGGGCCCUGCCAAUGCUUCCACAACACCCACCAGUAGCAAGUGCACCGAGAGCGAGGCUACUCGUCAGCUGGUGGGAGAAGUCCAUCACCAUAUGGCGAGUCUCGAAACACGAGACGGCCGACAAGCUGCUCCAUUCGCCGAGUCCUCGAAAACUCGUAGCGAGAAUCAAUCUGAACACCACGGCCAACAUCCGCAGUGUCUCCGUUUCUGCAGAUGGCAGCGUACUGGCUGCUGCGACAAGCGCGGAAGUCAAGUUAUUCCAGCUUCGAAGGCGUGCGGACAGUGACACUCUCGCCGUCAGGAAGCUUCACCUGCCGAAUGAGUUGGCGAAGUCUGGCGCCCAUGUGUUGAGGAUUUCGGAGAACGGCAAGUGGCUAGCUGCCGUUUCACCUCAAUCAGAGGUCUUCCUGGCACGCAUUGCCAGUGAUCCGGACAGGCCUAAGUAUUUGCAGGUCUUGCCAAAGAUUGUUGAGCUGGACCGUCGGCACCGUACGCAUACGCGCUCCGUGUUGACGGACUUCGAUCGUACCAUCACCCAGCUCGCCUUUGCUGCCGAUGGGUCUGUACUGGUAGCCAGCGACAGGGCCGGCCAUCUGGACUCUUGGGUGCUCGAGGGCCACGAGGACACGUCAGCUCCUGCUAUCGACCUUGCGGAGAAGGACUCGGACAAACGCUCGUCGGAUGCGGGCUCAGAUGCACACUCGAGCUCAGAUAGCUCGGAAGACGACGAUUUAACGCCUAUUUUUUACGGACAACACUGGACCGGCAAUCCCUCCGGCCAUCUACUACCAAGGCUCGACUCGCCGGCUUUGAUCUUGACCUUCCGGCCGCCGCGUGAAGACCAGAGCAGCAACCACCUGGCCAACGGCAACCCAGGCGUGCAUUCGACACGAAGUAACCCGCACGCGCACUCGCAUGAACUACCCCACGGACAACACAAACUCUUCGUGAUGACUGCAAAGCACCAGAUGUUCGAGUUCGACGUCCUCGCUGGUCGACUGAGCGACUGGAGUCGACGGAACCCCACCGCAGCUCUACCAGAAGACUUCACCAAGAUCAGAGAUCGUGUGAUGGGCGCCGUGUGGGACGUCAACGAGAGGAGAGAGCGCAUAUGGCUCUACGGAAGCUCGUUCGUGUGCAUGCUAAACGUCAGCGAGGAUUUGCCGGAGGAAGGCCGGGCGCAGGCGGUGGUCAAGAAGCGGCGAAAACCUAAGCGUGGGAUCAAGGAAGAACCCAAUGAUGAGGCCGAGGACGAAAAUGCUCGAAAGCGGAGAAAGAUUGAUAGUGGCGCUGGCAGUCGGAUCAGCAAUGCCCAGGAGCAGGUCGUUACGCGGUUCGAAGACGGAAAAGUAGUCAAGCUGCGUGGAGCGGACAUCAAAGCUGAGGAGGAUGACGAGGACGAUGUGGUGGACUACAGGCCUAAGCUGGAAGAUCUGCCGAGGGAGGAUGUCAAGCCAGAUAUGAAGGACAUCCCGAGCGCAGGAGAAGAGGAGGAGAAGGUUAAUGGGGUCGUGGAGAGGAAGAAGAAGGAGAAGAAAUGGUGGUGCACGUUCAAGUACCGGCCUAUACUGGGCAUGGUCGCUCUGCAGGGCGACUCGAACGAUGCGAACGAGCCGCUCGAAGUGGUCAUUGUCGAGCGGCCGCUGGAGAACUCGGAGCAAGGAAAGGCGUAG